CUAAAUCCCAGUUCCUGGAAUAUGCCUUGCUCAAUAAAAUUUUACAAAAGAAAUGACAGGGAAUAAAUUCAGAGCCUCAUCUGUACUAGAUUCUUGCUUGUCCUUGCAGAGAGAAGCCUACUCAGAGUGGUUACUGAAAACAGGAACCUGCCAUUCUGCAAGCCCUGUGCCUUCCUCGUUCCUAGCAGAGGAAGUAUGUGGCCAGUUUAGCAACUGCAGUUCUUCUGGGUAGCAUGGGCUGCUUCUCCACACUCGCGAGAGGCCCGGCUGCCUGUUUAUUCCGGAGUAGCAGCAGUUGACAGACGAAGAGGCAGUGACUCUGCGCCCAGGAAUCCCUCUGCAGACAGCUCUCACAGGAGUCAUGCCCAGUGUGUGAAGGCUCUGGGCAUCACCAGCGGCCCCGGGGAAAAAGAAAGAAAUGGGAAACAGCAUGAAAUCCGCCCCUGCACCUGCCGAGAGGCCCCUGCCCAACCCAGAGGGACUUGAGAGCGACUUCCUUGCCGUGCUGAGUGACUACCCAUCUCCUGACAUCAGUCCCCCGAUAUUCCGCCGAGGGGAGAAACUGCGUGUGAUUUCUGAUGAAGGGGGCUGGUGGAAAGCGAUUUCUCUUAGCACUGGUCGAGAGAGUUACAUCCCUGGAAUAUGUGUGGCCAGAGUUUACCAUGGCUGGCUGUUUGAGGGUCUGGGCAGAGACAAGGCAGAGGAGCUGCUGCAGCUGCCAGACACAAAGGUCGGCUCCUUCAUGAUCAGGGAGAGUGAGACCAAGAAAGGGUUUUACUCACUGUCGGUGAGACACAGGCAGGUAAAGCAUUACCGCAUUUUCCGCCUGCCCAACAACUGGUACUACAUUUCCCCGAGGCUCACCUUCCAGUGCCUGGAGGACCUGGUGAACCACUAUUCUGAGGUGGCUGAUGGCCUGUGCUGUGUGCUCACCACACCCUGCCUGACACAAAGCACAGCUGCCCCAGCAGUGAGGGCCUCCAACUCACCUGUCACCUUGCGUCAGAAGACCGUGGACUGGAGGAGAAUGUCCAGCACUGGAGCAGAUGGAAAUCCAUGCCUUUCCACUCCCACAGCCACCAUCCUAGCUGAAGUCCUUAUCAUCCUUUUCCUGGAGUACUUCAAGAGCCUCCUAGCUCAUCACUCUAUCUGCCUCUCUUCCUGGAUCAAUAUCUGGGGGACCUUGGAAGAUUCAUGCUGAAGAAGUCAGAGCCUCCAUCAGCCUGGGUCCCUGAAUCACUGUAUGGAGCAGAGCAUACAGGCCCCUCCAUCACCAGAUGGGCUUUACAUGAGCAAAACAGUGUUAAGCCACUGAUACUAGGAGUUUAUCUGUCACAGCACUUAAUGAUACCUUAGCUAAUAUAUUCCAUCCUCCAUACAUUGCUUUAUCCACAACGCACUGCUCUGCUACUGAGUCCCAUUUAGAUAGAUUAGAAUGGAGAUUUCUCUGAGUAUUUACCAAGAUGUGCUCCACUCAACCCAUACCUUGGCUUGCUGGCAUCCCAGGAGCCUGUCCAGUUCAAGGGCUCUGGUGCCUGGAAGCGCCUCUCUGCCAGGGGCGGGGCAGCAUAUGGAACUCCAAGGAACUGGUCCACUUGCUUCCAUGAGGUGCCCACCUGAAUGGCCUGGGACCUGCCCAGCAGGCGGCCAUGGGUGACAAUGGGCACAGAAGGUACAGAUGCCUCAUAGCUGAGCAGAGAGAUUCCUGUUGGGAAAGAGAAAGGGGUGAGGAAGGGGAGAGGCCUCAGUGAGUGCUCUCUCCACUGGCAUUCUGAAUGUGUUUUCAGCAAAAGAAAAAUCACUGCUUUUUGUACCUUGAAAAUGUCAGUCAUUUAUUCAGACCCCUACAGGUUAAAUCUAGUCAGGUUUUCAAUGUAAACAAACAAACAAAAAAUUGGCAAAGACAGCUGAUCUUUAUUAGGUACCGAAAUGCACAGUAUGCAGUGCUAAUCCCUUCUAUACAUGGGUUCAGGCCCAGGACCCCUUACCAGCACCCUGGGGCCUUUUGAAAGAACAGAGAAGCAAACAGCACCCAAUCCCCUAGGGAGGCCUGGAGUGCGGCCCCACCUUUAAACACAGCCAUCAUUUCUGUGGUGAGAUGUGUGGGUUACUCAUCCUGAGAGAGAUGAGUAAAGAAUAGAAUUUCUUUAGCCACCCCAUGUCAGAUUUUGCCACCAAAUGAGUUAGCUGCAGACUUACCAAAAAAAAAAAAAAAAAUACUUUUAAGACUUUUGGAUUUCAAAAUUGCAGUGUAGGGGUCGCAGGCCCACAUUUACAUUUCAUUAGUGAGGGAAUAGAUGUAGAGGUGGAGGCCUAGGGCCUGCUAGGAUCACAGACGAUAGAGAGUGAUGUAGGAUUCAAAGCCACACCUUUCUCAACCCCGGCUCUGACCACACCCCAUGUGCAAAAGGUUGGGACCAGUUCAGAGCUUUGCUUCUCUCUGCGUCACGGGUGCCCUGGGUGCCCCAGCUUGCGAGUCCAUCCCGCCCAUUUUUUCAUGUCCAAAUCCCUCCUUGCCCACAAGGCCAACACUGGUGCCACCUGCCAUGCCUCCCACCCCGCUCCGUGCAACACUAAUCGCCAGCGACAUUCAUCGGUUUCUCCGUAGCCCUAUCUUGUUUCCUCGAUGACAUUUUCUUUCAUUCAUUGAUUGAUCCGGUAAACUUUUGUUGGGCCCAGGCUCAGUGCCAAGUACUGUUUUCAGGAACUUAAGACAGGCCUGUCUGAUGCCACACAGGACUCAAAGCCCUGCACAAAGGAAGCAGUGAACACACAUGGAGAGAUACUUCAAGUGUGUGUGAGAAGUCUCUUAUUUCUGACACGUAGAUUUGGUCUGCUCAACUCCACUCUCAGCUGAUUGAAAGGCAAAACCUUUUUGCUUUCUCUGCAGCUCCUUCUAUAAAAGUAUGUAUCUAUUGCAGUGGUGACUAAACAAGACAGUGCAGAGAGGAGGCAGACAGACCUGCAGACAGACCAAGAGGCGGACAGGCAGACAGAAGUCCAUCUACUCUGCAGGAGCUUUGUAUCAUAUAGAGAUUCUUAACUGAAAGUAAUUUUGCCCACAGGGGACAUUUGACCACAUCUGGAGACAUUUUUGGCUGUCACAGGGGUCAGGGAGAGAUGCCACUGACAUCCGGUGGGAGAGGCCAGGGCUGUUGUUACACAUCCUACAGUAGGCAGGACAACCACUGCUCCCACACAUAUACAACAAAGAAUGCUCCAGCCCCAAAUGUCAGUGGGUUCUGAGGUUGAGAAGCCUGGGUAUCAUGUCUGUCCUUGAUUUGCAGGUCACUGAGUGUCACCAUGGUGAAUUGGUUAAGGAGUCAAGCAGAUCUGGGUUUUAUGCUUAUGGAACAGCUAGUUACUGGAAAAACUUUACAGUCUUUCUGCCUAUGAAAUGGGAACAAUAGUGUCUCCUACAAUACAACAAUGUCAGGAAUAAAUAAUAAUACCUGUAAUGUUCCAAGCCCAGUGCCUGAAAAAUGACAGAAAUUCAACACACAAGUAAAUGAAUGAAUGAAUGAGUGGAAGGAAAAAAGGAAGGAAUUGGUGGGGGUGGGGUGACACAGGGAGAGAAAAAAAGAGAAAGAAGAAAAAUAGAGCAAAUGAAGCCUUCUCUGUUGCAGAAACAUUGGAAUAUGAGUUAGAACUCAAAAUGGAAACUUGGGCUGGAAAGAAACAGUUGCUGUUUUUUAAUCUGACUUUAAUCACAAAUCAAGGCUGAUGUUACCCCCACAGUCCCUCCUCGCAAAACUUCCUGUCACAAUCAUAAAUCAAGGGGUAUUGGGCAAGCACUCAGGCUGCUGAAGUGCUGGAACCUCAUUCUACUAUGCAGCAAACAGCCACAUUUUAUGUACGUGGCAUCAUCCAAAGGCGGGAGCAAAGCCAGAACAAAUAUAAAGGCUGAAGAAUUUCGGGGGAAUACAGUCCUGCUUUCCCAUGGCAGUGGUAUUCAGUCUUCCCUUCAGAGACUGCCCAGUGAAUCUCCAACUUAAUGAGAUCAAACAUGGGGAACAUGUUAGAUGUGAGGUUAUCUCUUUCAAAUUCUUUAGCAGAAAUGAUAGAUUCUUUCUAGAAUACCCACAGAGGCCGUGUGACUACCUGGGUUAAGAAAAUUAUCAGUGGCCAUGUAUAUCAGCUGUAAACAAAUAAUGUUUGCGUGAAAGUUGAGACACCUGUAGAUGUGUAUGUGCACACAUAUUCUUUUGGAAGUGAGCAUUUCCUAUUGAGUUUUAGUCAUGCUGAAGUAAUACAGAAGCAGUCUAAUUUGUGUUUUACAGAA
Rhinopithecus roxellana (golden snub-nosed monkey) is the source of this 4282-nucleotide messenger RNA. It is a transcript of the gene SLA, whose product is annotated as Src like adaptor. The transcript has 10 exons. The coding region runs from base 419 to 1201 and encodes 260 amino acids. The record is from RefSeq and is a predicted model, not a curated record. Lineage: Eukaryota; Metazoa; Chordata; Mammalia; Primates; Cercopithecidae. Gene Ontology annotation, molecular function: protein binding.